This is a messenger RNA of Parnassius apollo (apollo), 1182 nucleotides long. NCBI's taxonomy places the organism in Eukaryota, Metazoa, Arthropoda, Insecta, Lepidoptera, Papilionidae. The record is from the annotation of a GenBank genome assembly.
AUGAAAGCAAUGAAAAGCAUGAAAGCAGGUAAGGCUGCCGGAUAUGAUAGAGUUUCACUCGAAAUGUUAAGGGCUGGAGAGGAAGUGGUGGCAGGCCUGCUGCACACCUUGUUUAAUUUAUGCUGGGAACUGAAGCGGGUACCGGUAGACUGGUGCAAAGCCGUGAUAGUCCCAGUAUAUAAAGGAAGAGAGUCGCAGCAGCACUGUAAAAACUACCGUGGCAUCAGCCUUCUUAGCAUUGUGGAAAAACUGUAUGCUAAGGUACUGAUUGAAAGGGUCAUGAAAGAAACUGAUGGAAAAAUUUGGGAUGUGCAAGCGGGAUUUAGAAAGGGAAUGGGAUGUACAGAUCAAGUCUUUUCCAUGCGCAUGAUCGCGGAGAAGUUUCUGGCCAAAAACCAAAAGGUUUUUUGUGCGUUCAUGGACUUGGAAAAGGCCUAUGACAGAGUGGAUAGGGAUUUGCUAUGGCAAACACUGAACUCAUUUGGGUUGAGCGCUGGCUUGAUACAGGCAUUGGAGUCUCUUUAUAGGGACUCUAGUGCUUGUGUUAGGAUCAACGGGGUCUACUCGGACUGGUUUGACAUCCAUAAAGGUGUCAGACAGGGCUGUGUGGCUUCCCCGUGGCUGUUCAACCUAUUUAUGGACAGUUGUUUGCAAAAUUUGAAAGUUGAAGAAUGCGGAUUAAGAAUGGGUGAGUUAACCGUCAAAUGCCUUUUGUACGCCGAUGAUCAAGUUAUUCUUGCGUCGUCGGCGGCCGAGUUGCAAAUUAUGGUUACAUUAAUGAACGCAUCAUUAAAAGAAAGGGGUAUGAAAGUGAACGCAAGUAAGACGAAGGUUAUGGUUUUUGAAAGAGAAGAAAGUAAAACGAUUUGUGAAAUAAGAAUAGAAGGGGAGUUGAACGAGCAAGUAGAUGAGUUUGUAUAUUUGGGCUGCGUAUUUAGCAGGGAUGGGAGAUAUGAUAAGGAUAUAGAACGACGAGUGAAUGCGGGAAAUAGAGUAAAUGGGGCCUUGCACUCUAUUGUGAAGAGUCAAAAUGUGUCGAAAAAGGCACGUAUGGCAAUUCACAAUGCUGUGUUGGUCCCUACUUUAACGUAUGGUAGUGAAAGUUGGGAGUGGCAGAAGAAGCACGAGAGUAGAAUAAACGCAGUAGAAAUGCGGUCGUUAAGGAGUAUGGUAUCUGAAUGA